AUGAUGGUAAACUCUACACAUGUGUCUUAUUUCACACUUGUUGCCUACUUUUACACUGGGAUUUUCAGAUAUUUAUUUUUCACAGUUGUCAUGUUGUUAUAUAUUUUAAUCCUUUGCUCCAAUCUCCUGCUCAUUGUGGUUAUCUGCAUGAACAGAAGCUUACAUGAACCUAUGUACAUUUUCCUGUGCAGCCUGUUUGUAAAUGAACUGUAUGGUAGUACAGGGUUGUUUCCAUUCCUGCUGGUUCAGAUCCUCUCUGACGUUCACACUGUUUCUGCUUCACUUUGCUUCCUGCAGAUCUUCUGUGUGUACACAUAUGCCAAUGUACAGCUUGUAAAUUUAGCUGUCAUGUCUUAUGACAGAUAUCUUGCUGUAUGCUUUCCUUUGCAAUAUAACACACGUAUGACAAAUAACAAAGUUGCCAUUCUUACUGCUCUAACAUGGUUGAACCCAUUUAUUGAAGUUGCUGUCAUGAUAUCACUGAGUGCCCCUUUACAGCUGUGUGGGAACAUCAUUAACAAAGUGUACUGUGACAACUACUCCAUUGUAAAACUGGCCUGCUCUGACACCACAGCUAAUAACAUCUAUGGGAUAGUUUACACUGUGAUAAUAAUGGGUAGUGUCAUAACCUUAAUAUUUUACACGUACCUGAAGAUUCUUAAAGUGUGUUUUUCAGGUUCUAAACAGACCAGACAGAAAGCUGUGAGUACCUGCACACCUCACCUGGCUUCUCUCAUCAACUUUUGCUGUGGUUGUUGCUUUGAAAUUAUACAGAGCAGAUUUAAUAUGAGCACUACACCCAACAUGUUGCGCAUUUUUUUGUCAUUAUACUUCCUCACUUGCCAGCCGCUCUUUAAUCCUGUGCUGUAUGGACUGAUGAUGUCUAAAAUACGUAGCAUAUGCAAACAUCUUGUGUUUGGUAAAAUGUAAACUACUGUCCUGUAAUAUAUGUAUAUUUUUUAGUAUCUAUAUAAAAUACAUCUUGACAGUUUUCAACAUAUUUGUGUUGUUAUUUACUUCAGAAGCCCAUUUGUUCCCACUGCAAUCAGACCGUUAAGCAGCAGGGGAGACCACAGAGCGACAACAUCACUACGAGGCUGUCAAGGCCCCACCCACAGCUCAGUUUCACU
Scatophagus argus is the source of this 1130-nucleotide messenger RNA. RefSeq names its product olfactory receptor 142-like. The transcript has a single exon. Gene Ontology annotation, biological process: G protein-coupled receptor signaling pathway. The record is from RefSeq and is a predicted model, not a curated record. Gene Ontology annotation, molecular function: olfactory receptor activity; G protein-coupled receptor activity. Gene Ontology annotation, cellular component: membrane. Lineage: Eukaryota; Metazoa; Chordata; Actinopteri; Scatophagidae. Bases 1 to 930 code for a protein of 309 amino acids.